CGUCGUCGUUCGCUCGACAGAUAGCACACGCCAUUUUCUCGUGGUUGCGUGCUGACGUUAGUGUGCUCCGAACAAACGUUUCAUCGUGAAAUAUAGAAAAAAAUCUCUUGAACAUCGUAACGUGUCCUCAAGGAUGAGUUACGGACGUCCACCUCCCCGGAUCGAUGGGAUGGUUUCCCUAAAAGUGGAUAAUUUAACUUAUCGCACAACACCGGAGGACCUUCGUCGCGUGUUCGAGCGUUGUGGUGAGGUCGGUGAUAUCUACAUCCCCAGGGAUCGCUUCACCCGCGAAAGCCGAGGUUUCGCAUUCGUCAGGUUUUACGAUAAACGUGAUGCUGAGGAUGCACUCGAUGCUAUGGAUGGACGUCUGCUAGAUGGAAGGGAGCUCAGAGUGCAAAUGGCACGGUAUGGCAGGCCAACAUCACCACACAGAAGCCGUGGAAGUCGCCGCAGGGGGAGAUCUCGCAGUCGCAGCCGUGAUCGCAGGAGGUCUCGCUCCAGAUCGCGUUCGCGGUCACGAAGCCGUGAUCGCGAUCGCAGACGAUCGUACAGCCGCAGCCACAGUCGUUCGCGCUCAGACAGCAAAAGCUCCCGAGGAAAGUCCCGCUCACGCAGUAAGAGUGCAGACAGACAGAACAACAGUCGCUCUAAGUCAAGAGACUGAAGCGCUGACGAGGUGGGAGAGUACUGCGUUGAGACGAACGUGUCAGUCACGCUGAAAAUGCCCGAAUCGUUCUCACAGCCUGCAAAAGGUAUAUUCAAACUACUCUCCAUACCUUAAAAAAAAAAAAAAAAAGAAAAAAACACUUAGCACGUUCGGAGCAAUUAUCGCAUCAUAGUUUCGUUACUCUGUUUUUUUCUAUUUCAUAUUAACCAUGGUGACGCACUUGGGUUUUUUUUAUUUUUAACCAAAUAUAUAGAAAAAAACAUCCAAAAUGAAUGAAUUGUAAAAUGGAAUAAAAUUUCGACUCUUAGUUAUUUGAAAAUAUUUCGGGUAUUGCUAUUAUUGAUCAUUAUUGCUAUCAAUAAAUUAAAGUCAAUGAAUCAAUGAAUAAUUAUUGGGAUAAAUCGUCGUGAAUGGCGAAUUUCAUGUCAGUGAUGACUUGCUGAUAAUACGCAAUGUUUUAAAAUAAGUUUGCAACAUGUAUAAUUUUUUAUUUCUCACCAUUCUCACAUUUACGAAUAGAGUGAAUUAAUGUUGGUUGAGUUUAACUAAUUGCUAAAUUGACAAAGGUAAUAACCGAAGAACUUUAGAACCAUAACCGAGAGUUUAACGAACUAUUCUUACCACGGAAUUUCUUUGAUAGUAACAUGAAAAUGAUAUAUAAAGUGGACAAAUUAAAUAAAAUGUAGAAUUUUCGCAGUGUGUAGAAAAAAUUUUUCUAGACCAUAAGUUUUGCGUUUUUCUGUAAUUAUCAAUUUUUCAGGUUUAUUUAUGUACGUUUGCCAUUUAUAAUAAAGUAUAACUAAGAAGAUGUGUAUACUGA
This is a messenger RNA of Diachasmimorpha longicaudata, 1487 nucleotides long. RefSeq names its product SR family splicing factor SC35 (gene SC35). The transcript has 4 exons. NCBI's taxonomy places the organism in Eukaryota, Metazoa, Arthropoda, Insecta, Hymenoptera, Braconidae. The coding region runs from base 134 to 664 and encodes 176 amino acids. Gene Ontology annotation, molecular function: RNA binding. The record is from RefSeq and is a predicted model, not a curated record.